Haliotis rufescens (red abalone) is the source of this 4566-nucleotide messenger RNA. RefSeq lists its product as uncharacterized. The record is from RefSeq and is a predicted model, not a curated record. Bases 1 to 2370 code for a protein of 789 amino acids. The transcript has 7 exons. Lineage: Eukaryota; Metazoa; Mollusca; Gastropoda; Lepetellida; Haliotidae.
AUGAUUUACAAGUGUUUCAGUUUGGUUGUUCUUUUGACGGUGCUGCAAAGUGGCAAGGGUGAAGACUACGUGGUGGCUCUGGCAUAUAGAGGCAAAGACUCGUACAUCAGGUACACAGCCGGAGAAACCGGGGGCCUGAUGGAGAUACAGUAUCCACACUUCGCCAAAAGAACAUCCAAUGUGUUGGGUCCCUUCCAGGGUACUUGGCACCCUGUAAGCGAUAAGAUGAAAAUCACUAGUGUUGUAGAAAAUACAGCUGUCGUUGUAAGCGGAAGUGACGAAAAUGUAAACAUUGUGGUAGCCGCUGACGGUGUAUUCUCUCCUCUUCCUAUAUCUGCCCUUGGAACCAAGUACAUUCUACCUUCCAGUCUUGUACCCAACAGUAGUUAUCAAUCCUUGCUACUGAUAGCUACACACAACAUGAGCACCAAUGUUGAUAUAUCCUUUCGAAUAGAAAAAGGAAGUGUUAACUUUGUCAACUACGUAUACGGUGACGGCGAUACUCUGCCCCUCAAACUUGAUCCAUAUCAAACGGUAAUGAUGUCAACCCCACAUGAUCUGAAUGGAACGGUCAUUAACAGUGGACACAGUGUGGCCGUCUACAGUGGUAUAGACUAUGCCUCGAAGUACACUGUGUAUGACCAACUACUGCCUGUCAAGCACCACGGGCAGGAGUAUGUUGUUGCUGUAGAUGACACCAAGCUGGAGCUGCAGAUCAUCAGUGAACACAGCCACGUGCAGAUUACGUUCAGUACCUGGGCCACAGUCUCUACAGGUGAGCGUCGUCUCUAUAACCGCUCACUUGAACAGGGAGAAAGUCUUCACUUCACCACCACACGCCCGGUACUGGUGACACUCAGUAGAACAGAUGGUUACAGCAGUGUCUUCACAACUGUACCACCUGUACACUCUUACGUCACACACAGGGGUGUCUGGUUUCAAGGUAACAAUCUAAAUACAACAUUAAAGAUAAUAACUGAGAAGACAUCGAGUGUGUUGAUUAAAAACAAACAACUCAACGAUGUUCUGACAUGGACAGAUGUACCGGGCAGCAGAUACAAAGUUGGCACAGUGACACUUUCACCACAACAAUAUACACGUUUUACGUCCAUUUCCAGCGACCUCCCCUUCACAGCACUGUCUUUUUAUAACGGAUCGGUCCAUAACAUCGGCUAUAAUGUGUCUGCAGAGGAGGCAGUACAUUAUACAGGUGAAAGUUACUUGAUGGCAGUGGCGGAAUACGAUCCCCCCUCUAACAACCACCCCCGGAUACUCGCCACUGCUGGGGAGACAGGAGGCCAGUGGCAGGUACAGGAUCCUCUCGCCGGGCGUGUCUGGUCUCGACGCUUCAAUCCUUACAACACAGACUACUUUUAUCCUAAUACCACAACAACCAAGGUAGUGCUUGUGCAUGUGAGAGCUGCUGUUCAUAUCAAUGUGAAGCUGACCCCUUACACAUCAUUCUCUCCCCUUCCUGUGUCCGCACUAGGCACCAAGUACAUCAUUUCUUCCUGUCUUCCCACUGACAACAUAUACAGAUACACAAGAUACAGAGUAGUCUUAGUGAUAGCUACACACAGCAAGAAGGCGGAUGUUGACAUUAUCUUCAGAUUGGAGGGCAACGUCACCUAUAAGGACAGAGCGUACAGCAACGGGGACACCCUCAGUAUCAGAUUAGAUAAGUAUCAGACUUUCUCCAUAACCAGUUCAUCUGAUAUGACCAGAACCAUUGUUAAAGCCACGGAAACAAUAGCUGUCUACAGUGGAACAUACUAUACGACGUCGAAAUUCAUCUCUACCUACGAGCAGUUACUGCCUGUGAAACAUUAUGGAAUUUUCAACCCCCCGAUAAAGUGGAAGGAAGUUCCAGGAACAAGAUACAAAGUGGGAAUAUUACAAAGUGGUCAACACAUAACAGCAAUUCGUUCUAAUUCUUCCUUUGCUGUCCUUGGAUACGAUUAUGAUAAUAUAUACAACGGAGGAUACAAUUUUAGGACACAUCUUGAUGCAGAGACCUCUACACCAGAUGGAAAUGGAAACAAGUUGACUACAGAUGAUUCUUUCCAAGCAGAACCGGACAACGCGGCGCUGAUCGUGGGGAUAAUCUGUGGGAUUGUUAUUGUGGCUCUCCUGGUCGUCUUUAUGGCAUAUGCGUUCUAUACCCGCAGGAAGAUGAUGCCAGUUAAGAGAGUUGCAGAACAAGAUGCCGAUGCUCCCCCGACCUCCAACAUCUACACGGUGCUUGACAGUGUCGCUGAAGGUGCAGCAGAUGAGGCCACCUACACGGGGCUAACAACUAACUGCACACCUGUCGACGUCAGCAUCGUCGACAGUGCUGCCACAUAUGUUAAUUUCGACUGCGGAAAAUAACUCGAAAGUUAACACAAAUGCAUCGAAGUGUUAUGGAAACACAUUCUGAGACAUUACCAUGUCUUAGUGUAAAAACGUAUAUUCUCUGCACACAUUAACUAAACCUUCAUGUUAUACUUUAUUAUCUAUGUACAAAUGUUAUAUUUUCCAAAGAAUAUAUCUAACGUUGUCAUAUGUGAAUAUUCAGAGGUUAUGAAGAAAUAGUAUAUGUCUCAGAAUACACACAGAUAUUUGAUUGUAUUACAUUACAUUUCAAAAGGUAACUACUGUCGUAUGUACAUGUAGGUGGUGAAUUUAAUUCUACUUGAGCAAAGAAUAAUGCAUCAACCAGGACAUGACUCACGUACAUGGAUGCAACAACUGAAAUUUAUGAAACACAGAAUGAAACAUGGCAACAUGUUCUUUGUCUUCUGAAACAAUCUCUUGUCGAGCCAUUUAACUAAUAUUCUUUGAGAACGGUCAGAUAAGGGUGUAUUAAUUGAACGGGUUCCAGACCCCAUUUGGUUUUAAGUAAAAUAGGAUCAUUCACAAUACCGCUACAACAUGUUGAUUGUGGAAAUGGUCUUAUCACUUUUAUUUACCGGUUGAUUAAACCAAAGGCUGCUUUCACUGACAGUAAUUAACCAAAUUUCUUGUGGUGAAACGAGUAACGCUGACCUCUGAUCAUUGGAAAAGGAAGAAGGAAUUGAAACAACAUUUUUAAGCCUUAUUUUAGUUUUCAGUGUACCAUUUCACUCACUGGGCUGCAAUUGUGAAUUAGGUGAUCGAUUUGCCAGUGUCACAUGUGGGAGAAUAAGGGCAAACCCACAGCAGAGAUCUUAUAACUUUUCAUUUUUGGUUAAGCAACUUUUUAUUUUAUUCGUAAGGUUGUUUUUGCUAUUAUUUUAUUCUUGUUGUUUAUUGGGUUGUUUAGUAUUCAAUUACUUGAUUACAUACAUGUCCAUGCCACGCCGUGAUAUAACUGGAAUACUGUUAAAAGCGGCGUUAAACCCAACUCACUCACUCAUUCACAUGUACAUACAGCUUAAGCACUUUCAAUUGUUUCUUCAUUUUGGAACUAGAAACCUGGAUGCUUUUGACAGAGGGUUUGGUUUAAGGUUGGUAACACGUGUACCCAUAAAGUGAAGUAGCAGUUCCUAUGAAGAUAUCAUUCAGUUAAGUUUCAAAUGAAUGUUUAAUGUGCUGAGCAUAUGUUCAUUGUAACACAAUGACUUAACAUUGAUAUUCAUUACAUAUGGUUUUAUAUAUAUUUUCAGCUUGUACUUGUGAAUAGUUAUUAUGAGGUUAUGUAAAACGUUCAACAUAAGACUUUUCAGCAUGCGACAAACCAUCUUGAUUACAAAACAGUUACAUGUGGCAGCAGGUGAGGAAGUCUUCAUGAAACUGGUCCCAUUUGUUUUUGUAUAUAUUGCAUUAUUGCGCGGCUCCUUCACGAUAAGGCUAUGUGGUGCAUAAAGCACAUCUCUUUAAAAACCAAUUUCAAUUUGUUGUGGUGAGUAUCCCUGACAUCCAUUUCAAGGAAAAGCUCCGCACUGGGGUUAAAUCGAUGUUAUUAUAAAGUUAAGUUAAAUUGCAGUUUAGAUGUUGUAUGUUCAACAAUCUAUACCCAUCUGUGUUACUAUAUUAAUAUAGUAUACACAGAACAGAGCAACGCGACAACAGUCUCAAGCUAGUUUUUACUUUUUCAGUUUUCUUCAUUUGGUCACAAGAGUUAGUCAGGUUUUUUUUAACAGUGAUUCAAUUAUGUCACAGUAACCUAAUGUGAGAAGAUAGCCUUGCGUGAUCGUUGAAGAUGUUAGGUCUUGACUUUUUUGUGCAGCAACCUUUUCUUGUGUUUGACCAUGCUUCUUAUGAUUUCAUUGUUUAUUGUUUACUGACACGAUUCAACAUUUAAACUACAUUCUAAUAAUUUACUCUUGUAAUAUAUAUAGCUUUGUCAUUUAUUCAUAUAUGCAUAUCUUUUAAUCUGAUAUACUGGUAUCUCUUUCAUUUGCGUGAGGCUGUUUCUAAAUUUUAAGACCACUUUAAACAUUUUUAAAUAAUCUUGAGGCUUUUUUAAGAUGAUUUUGUUUAGAUCUGAUGUUUUCACAUGAAAUAAAUUUCAGUAAAGUAUUUCAUGAAGCUUUGAAAAGUAAUGUUUCGUUUGGAGAUUUCUGAAUAUUGAUUGUGAUUCCAAUUUUAACCUGCUAGAACCAU